AAAAUCGAGAUUUUGUUAUCCACUGGGAGCUGUUGGCGCUACGGAGGUGCAACAAGCGGACUCGACAGAGAAGCUCAAUCACAAUCUGCGGUUUCAUUCGUAGCCAGCACACUCGUGUUGUGUUCCGUUAAAGUCGAUGAGGAGUUUUGCGAUCUUGAACCACCAGGCCUGACACACGACCUGGAAUCUGACGAAGCCGAGCACCACGCUAGCAGAGAUUAGGCGGGAGGAGAAGCCCAAAGAGCGCUGCGACUCGUGUGUCGUGCUCGAUAGCUAGCGUUGACGUCGUCGGGGUUAAAGCAUUGCGCGUUGUGCAUCAAAGCUGGCGAAAUCUUCGUCAACUUUUGUGGAGGGUUAUAAUUGUUGGGCCUGCAAUUGUGGAUCUGCCGACACUCACAUUCGAUUCUGGGUGUCCUUGGAUGUUGUGCAGGUUCUGGGUGCGAAGCCCGUGACUGGAAUCUACUGCUGUCGUCUGGUCGAUGUCAAUGCGUAACUACCGCCAGCAACAUGAAGAAAGUCCUUGGUUCAGGUGAAGGGAGGAACAACAGGUUGAAAGGAUGAUGCUAUGGACAAUAUUAGUUUGUUAAAUCAGGAGCUGGCGCCGGGAGCCACGGUGCAGAGGCGAUGGCGUACUAGGAGCCUUGACAUGGGUCACGGUAGUAGCUGUAAACAGGGACUGGAAUCCUCAGAUGGGAGUUUGUGGCAGAAUCCGGUGAAGGAAACUGCGAUUGAUGUGGACCCUUGCAAUGUAGCUUCCCGAUACAAGUCGUCGACGCUGCCAAAUCUCUCCGAGACGCAGAUGUACUCGCAGUCGGAAUCGGAUUUGAGCAAGGACAACUCGGCUAUGAGCUCCAUGCGGCGAUUCUCAGCGGUUGAUUCAGACUCAUCGAACUCCUCACAUCGGGACUUACCCCCAUUCUUGACACGACUUCCUUCAAAUGGAGAUCACCAUUACAUUGCCCAUGCUGCGUCGGAGAAUCCUGCAUUGUCGUCUGUAUCUGGCGGAGGGCUCAGUGCAGCAGUUGGUGGUAGAUGCGCUUCGAGGGGCCGUGGCGAAGAUACGGGCAGUCUUCGUCAUCGCAGAAUUACAAGCUCCCAUUCUAGCCAGCUGCAUUCAUUUCGAGAUGAGGAACUUGUCACAAAAAGCUCGGCAGUUCCCUGCAGUCAUUACAACAGGGCAAAGUCGAGAUUCUCCGAGCCGAGGAAGUCAGUAGCUGAGAAGGGGGCUGGGGAUGGAAGCAUUCGGAAGUCAGGGGUUUUGAGGUCUGGCCAGCUCGGGUCCCAACAGUUGAAUUCGGGGAACUUGUGGUCCGGACAAUUGCGGUCGCAGAAGCUGAAGUCGGGAAUGCUGCCCGGUCUCGGCCGGGUGAGGGAAGAAGAAGACGACCCUUUCAAGGAUGUAGACUUGCCUGAUCGCCCUAAGUUUCAAAAAAAGAGGUCAUGGGUGUGGUUUCUCGAAGUGAUUGCAUUCUUCAUUCUGCUUGCCGGCGUGAUAUGUAGCAGAGUGCUUUCGCAAGCAAGAAACCUGACCCUGUGGGGGCUUCUCCUCUGGAAAUGGAUUCUCUUGGCACUCGUGGUUGUUUGCGGUCGCUUGGUUUCGGGAUGGGUGACGCGCGCUUUGGUCUGCCUCCUCGAGAUUAACUUCUUAGCGCGAAGGCGAGUGCUCUACUUCGUCUAUGCAUUGCGGCAUGGCGUAAGGAAUUGCAUUUGGUUAGCGUCAGUGCUAAUGGCAUGGAAUUUCAUGUUUGACUCAAAAGCGCAGGCAUCCAGCAAGAAGCUCGUCUAUGUAACCAAGGUAUUGCAAUGUUUCUUGCUUGCUGCUGUCCUCUUCAUCAUCAAAGUAUUCCUUGUCAAGGUGCUUGCCUCCUCCUUCCACGUCGGAAUAUACUUCGAGCGCAUACGCGACUCGUUGUUCAACCAGCACAUCUUGGAAGUUCUCUCCGGCCCCCCUGUGGUCGAACUUGAGAGAAUGCGAGACGACGACGAGAAGCUGAUGGAGGAAGUGGCAAUGCUGAAAGAGGCGGGCGCAAUGGCCCCAGGUUUAACAGGGUUGCCUGGUAUAAGCGAGGGCAGCGAGACGUCCAGAGGGGAAAUAACCUUCAGGCAAUCCAGAACUGGCGUUCGUGUAGAGGUUGAACCCGGCUCCGGUAUCACCGUCCAACAUCUGCACAAGCUGAACCGACAGAAUGUGUCAGCUUUUAAUAUGAAGCGCCUUAUCAAUAUGGUGCGGAGUAAAGGAGUGUCCACCUUUGGCCAGGGGCUUGAUGAGAAUGCGCAGGAGGAUGGCGAAAUGGACACAGAGAUCAGGAGCGAGUGGCAGGCAAUAGCUGUUGCCAAGGAGAUUUUUGCCAACGUUGCGAGACCUGACACUUCAUAUAUCACCGAAGAUGAUCUAAUGCGGUUCAUGCAAGAAGAAGACGCUAUACGUGCACUUGCGGUGUUUGAAGGCGCAAUGGAGACGGGUAUGAUCACAAAAAUUGCUCUCAAGGCCUGGGUGGUGAACGUCUACCAAGAGAGGCGCGCUCUUGCAUUGUCGCUGAGUGACACCAAGACAGCUGUGAACAAGCUUCACCGCAUGAUUGACUGUCUUCUAUUUGUGAUUGUGGUAGUUAUCUGGCUUAUUAUCCUGGACGUUGCUACUAGACAGCUUUUGAUAUUCGUUUCGUCUCAGUUGCUCUUGGUGGUCUUCAUAUUCGGCAACACGCUGAAAACUGUCUUCGAGGCCAUCGUCUUCGUCUUCGUCUACCACCCAUUCGAUGUCGGCGACCGCUGCGUCAUUGACGGAACCAUGUAUGUGGUAGAGGAGAUGAACAUCUUGACGACUGUAUUUCUGGGAGAUUUCGGUGCCAAGGUCUGGUACCCCAACUCCGUCCUUGCCAUCAAACCCAUAACAAAUUACUACCGAAGUCCAGAUAUGACUGAUAUGUUUGAAUUCUACAUUGCGGCAACUACCCCGGCCGAAAGAAUUGGGCGUCUGAAGGAGGCCAUUGGCAGGUAUAUCUCAAGCCAGUCUCUACACUGGAAAGAGACUUUCACGCUCAAUUGUAUGGAUUGCUCACCUGAGACUAGAAGGUUGAAGCUAGUUCUGGGGUUGACGCACACAAUGAACUAUCAGAACUUUGGAGAGAAGACGUCUCGACGCUCUGAGCUAAUGCUUGAAAUGAAGAGGCUAUUCGAGGAUCUUCAAGUUGAUUAUCAUCUUCCUCCUCAGGAAGUGCAACUUAAGUCUGUUGAUGGUUCUUCGAUCAACCUCAGCAGGCAACUCUAAACAGUUCAAGAAGGCACGAGGGUGAUGCGUCGAUGAUGCAUUAAAUUUGGGUCCCUGUGAGUGCUUUCUUUAGGUGAAUGUUAGGCGCAUUCUUUGGAUAAGGAAAGGUCAACUUAUUGGCUAACAAAUGGAUAUUUACACGGAGGUCCUCAGGAGGGGUCCACAUUGUAGACCCAGAGCUUCUGAUGCGUACUACAGAUUGUUAGGCGCGUAUUCUAGUUUUAGGACUUCCUUCUGUUAAAGCUGCAAAAUCCUCAAACAACAGGGGAUAUUUAUACAGAUCAGUGUAUGCAGGCUGAUAGGUGACAUGUGCAGGUUGGUAAAUUGCCACCCAGUGUCAUCAGUUUCUACCUGUUCCACUGCGGCAUGGCUGAUUGUAGCCAGAUUUUUCGGAAAGAAGAGAAAUAAGACAUACCGAUAUGGACUUCAAGCUUCAAGUGGGUCCUACGAACAAUGGAUGUCAGGGACUCGAAAUCUCUUCCUAAAGAGCACUGCCAAACCUUCUCUAGCAGUUAUGGUUUAUGUGCAGAUUGGAUGCUUACACUAAUAAAAAUUAUCUCUUAAAUGA
Physcomitrium patens is the source of this 3836-nucleotide messenger RNA. RefSeq names its product mechanosensitive ion channel protein 10. Gene Ontology annotation, molecular function: mechanosensitive monoatomic ion channel activity. The record is from RefSeq and is a predicted model, not a curated record. Gene Ontology annotation, biological process: monoatomic anion transport; transmembrane transport. NCBI's taxonomy places the organism in Eukaryota, Viridiplantae, Streptophyta, Bryopsida, Funariales, Funariaceae. Gene Ontology annotation, cellular component: plasma membrane.